CUGAAGUCUGAAGUCUCGAGUCCCCAAUUCGCGGAAGGCCCGCACCACAAUCGAACUCAGUUGUGGUGAGCAAAUUGGACUACAUACGCCAUGGAAACGGGGCUGCAGGGGCGAGGACUUGCCUUCGCGCAAACCGGUGCAGCUUGCCCAGGACGCCCUGUGCGGCCUUCGUGGCCUUCUGCCGCCGGUUCUGGGGCUCAAGUGCACUGGACUACGCCAUGGAGCUUUGGGAUCCGCAGUCCAGCGCUCUGCGUGAACGCUGCAUCCAGAAUCGCAAGUUCCGGAGCUGGCGCCGACACAAGGAGCCGAACCGACAGUGGCACAACAGCACAAGCACAGGGCCAGCGCAUUGAGCGGCGUGGACCAGCCGCUUUGCUGGAUUCAUUGCCCACUCAGGCGCCUGAGGCAACCACCUCGGCCCCCGGAACUCGCCAGCCGCAGCCCGCUCACACGCUCACCACCUCCCCCGAGCUGUUGCGUCGGCGCCACGAGCAGCUGGCGGCGGCUCAGAACCUGACGCGCCAGCUGUCCAGCGCCGCGAGCGUGGCCGAGGCGAGGGAGCUGUUCGCUGCGCACGGGGAGCGCUUCAAUGGCAUCCACUGGUCCGCCCUGCUCACCCAACUCGCGCGCCUGGACGCAGGCGCCGUGGCGCCCGCCCAUCCUCGGGGGCUGCAGGCCGCCGCCGCGCUCACAUCAACCAGUUGCAGUUACAGCGUAAGCGAUAUCAUAGCGUCGCAGCCAGCCACGCGCGUGCGUCUGCAAGCGCAUCACCCGGAUGGGCACCUACCUGCCCCAGCCGCCCCGCCCGCUGCGCCGCGCCUGGCCGGCUCCCACCGCCCGCUCACACCCCGCCAGCGCUCCGAGCUGCGUGAGCUGGUGUCCCAGCAACUGCUGCCGCGCCUGGGCCUCAGCCUGAUGGGCCUGGCGCCGCGGCAGCUGGCGGCGGUGUUGGCGGCGCUGGCAGAGCUGGCGCUGCCGCCGCCGGCGUUUUGGAUGGACGAGUGGCUGCAGCACUUUGGCCGGAGGCUGGAGGCAGCGACGCCGGUGGCGACGCCUUCAGCGGCGGUGGGUGGGAGCGUGGAGGCGGAGGCACGUAGUGGGGGUGGAGCCGGGAGUGAGGGGGUCGCGGCGGCAGCUGUGUCGCGUCCGCGGUCGCAGCUGCAGCCGCAGCGGCCCAACACGUGCGACAUUGCACAGGCGAUGUGGGCGCUGGCACGGCUGCGGGGAAUGCAGUCAGACAGCGGCGCCGCGGCGGCAGAGUUGAGUCAGGGAGUCGAAGCGGCAGACCCGCCUGACGCCAGCACCGCCAGCCUGUUUGCCUCCAGCACAACCUCUGCCACGGGCCGGGCCUCUAGCCCACUGCCUGACACAAGCAGCUCCAGCAGUAGCAGCAGCGACAACAGCAACAACAACAGCGGCUCUGGUGGCGGUGCUGGUGGCGGCGGUCCCAGCCUGGUGUGGCUGGACUCAGCGGCCGCCGCCUUCGCCGCUGCCGCGUCCGCCGCCGCGCCGCGCGAGUUGUCCGGCUACCUGGCGGCGGCGGCGCGGCUGGGGUACCGCCCGCCAGCGUCGGCCAUGGCGGCGAUUCUGGGCCGGUGUGCGGCGCUGAUGCGGCACGAGCUGGGGGCGGAGGCCGAGGCAGCCGUUGUGGCGGAGCGGGCGGCUCGCAGCCGCCGUGAUGAGGAGUCGUUCGGGCCGCGUGAGCUGAGCGGCGUGUUGUGGGCACUGGCGACAUUGGGAUUCAACCCGGGCGCGGCCUGGCUUGGGCUGGCGGACCGGCUGCUGCUGAGGCUCGCUGGGGGCGAGGAGGAGCGUGGUGAAGGCAAGUGCAGAGAGGCAGGCGGGGCGGCUAGCAGCAUGACGGCGGCGGCUCAGGCCCAGCUAGCUCCUGAGAUGCAGGUCCAGCAGCAUCAACAGCAGCAGCAGGUCGUGCUAAUUGAGAAGGACGAGAACGCCAGCGCACUGCCGCGGCACGACCCUCAAAGCGCUACCAGCACGACACCUCCCUCGCAACCUGCUGCCGACCCGUCAGACUGGUGGGGCGAGCACUUCGCGUACGCCGGCGGCGCUGCUUGCCUCCCCACGGCCGCCAGUUCCGUUGUGGAGCCACCCAAGGCACAGUCGCCACAGCUGCGGGGCCGCACAUUGCAGCCGCCAUGGGUGCUACUCGACACGCGCCAGGCGGCGACGUGCGCUUGGGCGCUCGCCAAGCUGAGCCACACGCCGCCGCCAGCCGUCAUGAGCGCGCUGCUGUGCCACACCUGCGGCGGCUCUGGCGGAAAGCGCUCCUCUACCUCUUCCCUGGUCUCCGGCAGUGACAGUGCACGUGGCACUGUUGGCAGCGCCGGCCGAAGCGCUGGUACCGGGGGGCUGGCACUGCGGGCAGCUCGGGCGCAGGACCUGUCCAUGCUGGUCUUCGCGCUGGGUGCGCUGCGCUACCGGCCCGAGCAGUCGCAGCAGGCGGUGGCGCUGCUGGCGGCCAUGGCGGCGCGCAUGCACACCGCCAGCGACCAGGACCUGGUGGUGUGGGUGGCCGCCCUCUCGCGCCUGCGCCUGGCAGUACCGGCGGCCUGGGCCGAAGCCAUGGUGCGCCAGACCGCGCCCCGCCUCGACUCGCUGCCGCCACUUGCCCUGGUGAACUGGGUGGCGGCCAUGGCGGAGCUGCAGACCGCGGCCGUGGCUGCGCCUGUCCUGGAAGCUAUGGCGGCCGACCAAGGGCAGCAGGGUGGUGCACAGGACAGGCGGUCGCUGCGCCUCACCAAGGCGAGCAAGGAGGUGCUGUACUGGGAGGGCAAGGCAGCCCGGGCCAAGCAGCAGCAGCAGCGGGGGCAGCAGCAGCAGCACAGCGGGCAAGACCGCCAAGCAGCAGGACCAUGGGUGGUGCUGGCCCUGCCGCCGCGCGGCACGCCCUCACCUGGCGAUGCUCUCGCCGCCGGGCUGGCCCCUGCGACUGCAGAGCUCACGGACCCCAAACAAGCGACCGUGUCUGCCCCCAGCCACAGCCCCUACAGCAAUCGUGCUGUCGACGGCGUGGUGGUGCGGCCCGCGGCAGCACUACUGCGGCCGGUGCUGCUGGCGCGGCUGGCCCGGCUCAGCACGGCGCGGCUUCCGGACCUCGAUCUGGAGGCCACGUGCCGCCUGGCCUGGGCGGCGGCGAGGCUGCGGGUGCGCCCGGGAGCACGCGGCUUGGGGCUGGUGGGCGAUGGCGGCUGGGUGGACACGUUGGUGUCUUCCUCCAUGGAUAAGCUGGAGCGAAGGCUGCAGAUGGCACAGCCUUACGAGCAGGCGCAGCAACAGCCGCAGGUGCAGGCACAGCAGGGGCGGGGACAGGGGCCGCGGCCGGCAGGGUCACAGGGCACGCGCGGUGGGCAGACAGCUGGAUCCGAGCGCACCAUUGUGUCGCCGGCGGUGCCGGUGGUGGGCGCGGAGUGGCUACUCAAGCUUGUAUGGGCGGUGGCGGCGCUACUGCGGCGGCACCGCGCGGGGCUGCACCGGUCGGCGCUGCGGCAGCCGUUGCUGGCGCACCUGUGGAACCAGCGGCUCAGGAUGCGGCAGCAGCUGCGGCUGGCGGGCGUGCCGGUUGAUAAGUCCGUGCUGGUUGCGCUGCGGUCGCCGGUCUUUAAGGCCUGUGCCUCGGCUGAGCUGCCCGCUGGUUGGAGCAGACUGCGCCGCCGGAGAGGAGGCAAGGCUGGCAGGCAGGGGCAGCAUGCUGGUGAGGCAGCGGCAGGGGAGGCGGCGGCGGUCGGCAGCGCUCGGCCGGCGGCGCUGGUGCGGCGGCGCUGGUGCACGCUGCUGAUGGCGGCUCUGUGGCCGCAGCUGGCGUCGCUCUCGAACACGCAGCUGCUGCGGCUGGUAAACGGCAUGGCGGCGCUCUAUGAGAGCGGGCGCACGGAAGGCAGCUUCGGCAGCGUUAGCAACAGCAGUGGCAGUGGCAGCCGCGGCGCUGCUGAUGAUGGCGUGGCCUCAAGCCGAGCAACUGCCGUUUCGAGGCCGCCGCCUGCGGCGAUGCCGCCGCAGCGCCAGCGCAGGAUGGCGGCUGCGCUACAUGAGUACUGCCGGCAGCGGGUGGAGGCGACGUGCGGCGGCGACGACGCGUGCGACGUGACGACUGCGGGGCUGCUGCGGGUCACCAGCGCCUGGCAGGUGGAUGGGACGCACGAGGUGGCAGUUGAGCAAGAGGCAGGUGUAAGGAAGCGUGCGGGAUAACGGGUCGGUCGCCAGGCUGUGGUGUGCGUGCGUUUGCAGGCACGUGGAACAUGGCUCUGCUUCCCUAGCCAUCCACUGAAUGUGGCGCGAGGGUAGGCCAUGUACAGACUAAGAUGAUACUUUAUAAGUCACGUCGGUGCCGCGUUAUGUUAGGGUCUUUAGGGCGGUCAUUGCAGCCGUUCCGAGUUGCACAGUUUGGCAAUUUGGGGCAAAAUGCCCCCCUUUCUGAAAGUGGGCUGUGCAGUGUCACAGUGUGGCAGCAGCUACGGACUGAUAGGUUGUUGCAGACAUGCCCGGCUCAACACGGUAGAUCAGGGUAGACUAUACAUGGGUAACACUCACAUGGGUGGAAAGGUGCGAAUGGCGCACCAAAUGUUCGAUUAUGAAUUGUGAAUAUUGAAUGAACUCAUGAAUGGUGCCCGUAGCUGAUAGAGGUUACAUGUGGGACGACAGCCGUGGACUAAGCCAGGGCCCCAAAAACGUACGAGACACGCACGCUCACCCGAGGAGAGAUCCCCGAAUGACCCCCAUGCUCCUCGCCUCCGGAGAGGGGAGGAACCCCAGGCCCGGCUCACCGCAAACGCUAGCGCUGCUCACUUAAGCCGUGGGUCGGCAUCAUAAGACUACCUCUUGCGAGUCCCUAAGCUGACAAGCUAGGGUGAGGCCGGUGGCGAGUCCGCUGUUGGCCCUACCAAGAUAACCCCUCCAAC
Messenger RNA from Chlamydomonas reinhardtii, 4916 nucleotides. RefSeq lists its product as uncharacterized. The record is from RefSeq and is a predicted model, not a curated record. Lineage: Eukaryota; Viridiplantae; Chlorophyta; Chlorophyceae; Chlamydomonadales; Chlamydomonadaceae. The transcript has 2 exons. The coding region runs from base 91 to 4206 and encodes 1371 amino acids.